Ustilago hordei is the source of this 4743-nucleotide messenger RNA. RefSeq lists its product as uncharacterized. Gene Ontology annotation, molecular function: ATP hydrolysis activity; ATP binding. The record is from RefSeq and is a predicted model, not a curated record. The transcript has a single exon. The coding region runs from base 1 to 4743 and encodes 1580 amino acids. NCBI's taxonomy places the organism in Eukaryota, Fungi, Basidiomycota, Ustilaginomycetes, Ustilaginales, Ustilaginaceae. Gene Ontology annotation, cellular component: cytoplasm.
AUGACGGACGACUCCAACUCUUUGGCCGCAGGCAAGCGAAGGAUCGAUGCCAUCGGUCGUCACGUUCAGCGUGUUGCGCCUAUCACCACAUCCUCGAAAGCUGAAUCACCAAGGCCAUUGAACGACUCCGCCUUCAACGACGAUCGAGAGAAGCUCGGCACCUUCACGCUCGGACCCAACGUCAUCAUCCCCGUUUUCCGCCCUAAACUGCCUCAACGUCUUCCUUCCAACCGCCUUCUGCUGAACCUCGAUGACGCGAUCGUGCUCGAGCAUCUCGAGUUUCUCGCAAAGAAGUGGCAGCUUGGUCAAGAUGUCUUCCUCCUCUCUCCACCUGGUCCAUACGCUCGCCGUCUAAGUCUCACUUUCGCCUCGCUUAUCCAGCUUCCGUUCGAAUACGUUUCUUUCCACCGCGAUGUAGGUGAGGCCGAGCUUUUGCAGACUCGAAGUCUCUCCGCCGGCGGCAACCUCGUUUUCGAAGAUGGCCCCGUCAUCCGUGCGAUGAAGAACGGACACUUACUCAUUCUCGAAGGCGUCGAAAAGGCCGAGCGAGGUGUCACGCCUAUCAUCAACAACAUCCUCGAGAAUCGCGAACAGAACCUUGCUGACGGUAGACAUCUCAUCCCUGCUGAGAAGCUAGAAGCUUUCCGACAGGAAGAAGGCAGCUUGAAGCAGGGCCAAUCAAGCCGCUUCAUCCCAGUGCAUCCCAACUUCCGUGUCAUUGCUACCGGUGUACCUGUUCCCCCGUACCGCGGCUAUCCCCUGGAUCCUCCUUUCCGAUCUCGUUUCCAGGCACGAUGGAUCGAAGGCUCUGUCCAGUCUACCGUGCCUCUUCCUGAAAACCUCUCUGAGGACGCACAGCAGCUUCGUUCACGAUGGAGUCAAUGGGCAGCCCUCCUUCGCUACCACACCACCCUAGCCCAAGGGAACGACGUCAUCCCGCCCACAUCCAAGCUUCCCAACCUGCCCACUACCGCUCUGCCACUUCUCACCGAUAUCGUCAGCACCUUUCCUCCAGCCAAGUCGCUACCCGACCUCGAAUUUGAUGAGAACGACCCCAUCCUGCCCAAGUGGCCGCGCGAUUCGCCUGAGGAGACAAAGGAUGCUGAAACGAGCGCAUCCACACUCGCCCUCCUCAGCUCUGCGUACCCACAAGUCUUCGGCCUCGACCAAGAAAAGCGAAAGGCCCUCGACUCGCUCCUCUCGCAACUCCAGGUUCAUGAUCAGAUGGGCGAGGGCACCGACCAGCCCACGCUAUCCGCCACAGGGUUCAUGGGCUACCUCGUAGACAACAUCGAACGAGUCUCGCCCACUAGCGCCAAGAUCACUUUCGCCCACGUCGCAGGUUCUGCACCUAGUAUCACGAUCGAAGCUUCCUGUGGUCCUCUUGACCUUGCACCUGUCCCGCGACUUGACGACGCUACUUUCUUGGGCCAGCAGCUCAUUGUCACACCUCGAGUUCUUUCCAUCUACAGCCGUCUACUCCAACUCCACGUGCUCGGUAGGGACAUCUGCCUUGUUCCCGCAAACAAAGCUCCAGGGCCUGACAAGCCUGGUGCAGCCUCAACUUCCGAUCCGCUCGCAGCCGCUGCACACCAACCCUCAUCCUCAACGACUACCUGUAUCGGCUUGAUGGCAGAAACGCUCGGAUAUGCAUUCGAGUCUGUCUGGCUGUGGAAAGACCUAGGUGGAGGAGAGCUGUUGAUGCGCAGAUCGACAUCGAAGGAUGGAAGCACAACGUGGGAGCCUGCUCCGCUGGUGCGUGGUGCUAUGCAAGGCAAGUUGAUUCAUCUUGCUGGUGUUGAUGUGCUGGGGCCUACGCUUGGCAGUCUUUCUCGUCUGUUGCAAGACCGGGAGUUGGAGCUUUGGAAUGGUGCGCGAAUGACCGAGGCUGAGGCUGAGGGUGAGCAGACAGCGGUCACACCAGCUGGCCCAAGCAUUGGUACGGGAGAGAUUGUUCCCAUCAAACCGACGUUCCGGGUCGUCGCUACCGCAUCAAAAGCCACUGGAUGGUUAGACGAAGAAGCAAGCACACUCUUCGCCGUCUGCAGCACUCGAGCAAUGGACGAAGACGAGGAGCGACACAUCGUUCUCACUCGUGUUGGGCUCACUGAGCCAACUUCUGACAUGAAGCAUCUCUUCCAGUUCGUCAACAAAUACCGUUCUCUCAGUGCCGAUCCUAACCUCGGCCUCGCCAAAUCUCGAAGACUCGGUACGCGUCAAGUCAUCCGUAUGGCCGCACGAUUGGCUACUUGGCAGGAAGACUGUGAUCUUCACGGCCUCAUUUGGAGAAGCUUGCUCGUUGACUUCCUCCCCAUCACUGUCCGCGAAGUCAUCGCUAACCUACUGACGGAAUGUGGAAUCUUCAAACCAGGUACGGAGGGCGCUUUCCAGUUCGUACCUCGUCUUUGGAUCGGUGAUCCGCAGAUCGUUGAGCCUACCAACGGCGAAGGAGCAGGAACACUCGACUUCGCUGCCUCCGACGGAUCAGACCGCGAGUAUCCCAUCCGAUCGAUCCCUCGUUACGACGCAAACAAACUCGACCCGGAAGGCAAGACGCUCAUACCUGAUCUUGGCGGAAGCUUCUACAACAACGCCCAGCAGUCGAGCUUGAUCCGUUCAUUCGCUGAGGAUCUUGUCUUGCUCAACGAGCAUCUCUUGUUGAUGGGAUCGCAGGGUACGGGUAAGAACAAGAUCAUUGAUCGUACCCUCGAGCUGCUUGGUCGACCAAGGGAGUACAUUCAGAUGAAUCGCGAUUCUACCGUUGCAGGCCUGCUUCAGCAGAUCGCUUUGGAGAAAGGUCAGAUUCACUACUACGACUCGCCUCUUGUCCGAGCUGUAAAGCUUGGGAGGAUCCUGGUGGUGGACGAAGCGGAUAAGUGUUCAACCGCCGUCUCUGCUGUAUUCAAGUCUCUUGCUGAGCGAGGAGAGCUCAGCUUACCUGACGGAAGACGUAUCCGCCCAGCCAAGAUUGGCGAGCGUCGACACCAGCCCUCCACUGCCACUGACAGUGGCGAUAUCUUGGUCCACCCUGACUUCCGCCUCGUACUGCUCUCCAACCGACCCGGUUGGCCCUUCUUUGGCAACAACUUUAUCGAAGUCAUCGGCGAAGGUUUCUCCUGUUACGCAGUCGCCAACCCCGACAUCGAAUCCGAAGUGCGCCUCUUGAAAGCAGCGGCUCCCAACGUCGACGUCGACCUUCUCCGUCGUCUCGAUCUUGCAUUCCACGACCUCCGCGCCGGCUUCGAAGCUGGACUGAUCAACCACCCUUACUCUCUCCGAGAACUGUUGCAUCUCGUGGCGCACAUGCAGAAGUAUCCCGAGGAACCGCUCUCUUCUGUACUGCUCAACACUCUUUCUUUCGACCUGCAUCGACCGGAGAGUAUUCGAUGGGUGGUUGAGGCGCUACGAAAGCGCAACUUGCCUGUGGAACAGCUCUCGUUGGAGGUUCUAAGGGAGCAGGAUCUUGAGCGAAUCCGAAAAGCGGAGAAGGAGGGUAAAGAUGGGUUGAAGCCCGAUUUCCAUCCGGGUCAGGAAGAGUAUGAUCCCAAGAAAGCCGGUCGUGCAACCCACCUGAGCAAACCGAAGGAAGGGAAAGUUGAUACCAGCAACGAAGCCCACGUCGGUGGUAAUACCUGGAAAGGUGGCACAGGAGGACGCGAUACGAUGGGUCUCGGCGGUCGUGGAGGUUACGGUCGCCAAUACUCGGGUCACAAGAUCCACCAGAUUUCCAAAGAGCUGAAGAAGGACGUACCCGAACACCUCAAGAAGCAAGCUCGAGAGAUGGCUCGCGCGGCCCUCGAAAAAGAACUUCAUGAGAACGGCAUGCAACCUCACGAAGCAGUCAACUUGCACGAAAUGAAGCAGAAAGUGGCAUCCCAAGUCCAACAUCUCUCCAACGUGCUGAACGAUCUCAAAGCCAACCGAUACGAACGUUCCUGGCUGACCCGACAACAAGAAGGUGAACUAGACGAACGUCGUCUUUCCGAAGGUCUUGCUGGUGAACGAGGAAUAUUCAAACGUCGUGCAAAGAUGCCUCCUGACCCGGGAGCGCCUCAGGUAAAACCAAAAAGGAUUCGAGUCGUACUAGAUCUCUCCGCUAGUAUGUACCACAUGCAAUUUGACGGUCGUUUAGAGCGAGAGUUGGAGGUUGCACUGAUGGUAAUGCAGGCCUUUUCGAGGGUGGAGGACGGAGCGGAGAGGUUUGCAGUUGAUAUGGUCGGACAUAGUGGUGAUGAAGAUAUGAUUCCACUUGUGGAGGUGGGUAGGAUGCCAAAGACGGAUGGAGAUAUGUAUCGCAUCCUAAGGGCGGUGGUUAGUCAUACACAGUACUGUGAUUCGGGUGAUAACACUCUCAAGUGCAUUGAGAAGUCGAUUAGACAGGUCAAGAGACCCCUUCCCACCGACCCGCAUGCUACGGCACAGGCAAAGGUGGAUAACACCACAGCAACCGGUCUCAACGCACCGAUCGUGGAGGAAGACCCUUCGACUUCUCCCAUGGACGACUACUUCGUUAUCGUUCUCUCCGACGCCAACUUGUCGAGGUACGGUAUUACCCAUCAGCGUCUGGCUCAAUUGCUAAGGCUGGACCCGCAGGUCAAGACCUCACUCAUCUUUAUCGACAAGGGUAGUGAGGCUUUGCACCUGGCCAAGCAGCUCCCGACCCAAACGCACGUUGCGAGGGAGACCAAAGACAUUCCCAGGAUCCUCAGCAACAUUUUGACAAGUGUCGUGCAGAACUCCUAG